AGAAGAUGCGGCAGCCGCAAUCGAUAACAUGCACAAUGCAGAGCUCUAUGGGCGGGUUCUGACUGUCAAUUACGCGCAACCAAUGAAGAUCAAGGGUGGCGAACAGGGCUGGGCUAGCCAGCCAGUCUGGGCCGACGCUGACACGUGGUUCGAGCGACAACAACAAGAGGAGGAGAUGCAGCGGCUUCAGUCAGAGCAUGAGGAGGCCAUAAAGGCUGGUCAAAGAGAGAAAGCUGCUGAAUUAAGACACCAAGGGAUGGAGGAAGAGGAGGAGGAGGAGGAGGAGGGGCCGGGCAAUGUGCAUCCUUGAAACGAACAAACUGUAGAUGGCAAAAGGUCAAGAGAAUUGCGCAGAUGGUUCAUCAUACUUUUAAACCACCAAUACGUACCGCAAUUUUUGUACCCCCGGGCCUCAAAUGAAUUUGGACUGGAGGGGCAGGCCGAUUUGGCUACCGCGUUAACGGCCGCCCCAACCGGUAGGUACUGGUGGUUUAAGUCGGUUAACACUUAUUCUUUGUGCUUCGUCACACUUCGUCACAGUCCUCUCGGAACUGUGAAUAGUAAUGGCUGUAUCAAGUAGAGUAUUAACUCAACGUACUCUUAUCUUCUUCUUCUUUUUUAUUAACUCAACAUACUGUUGUCAUUUCCAGUC
Chara braunii is the source of this 652-nucleotide messenger RNA. NCBI's taxonomy places the organism in Eukaryota, Viridiplantae, Streptophyta, Charophyceae, Charales, Characeae. The record is from the annotation of a GenBank genome assembly.